UACUGUAUGGUACUGUACAACAGUACAACAGUAUCUAUACCCCAGACACGGACGGUAGGUGUUUAUAUUUACACCUGGUUUUAUUACUAAACAAUUUACACCUGUACCGAUCCCUGCAUCCUCAACAGACAACACCACCAUGUUGACGAUUUCUGCUGUCAUUAUGCUCUGUCUCCUAGCGGAAGUGACUGACGCCAAAUCCCUGAAUCUACGCCCAAUCAUAGGUGUACUUGCCCAGGAGAGCGGUGAAAAGUCUGGAGAAAGCUACAUCAUUUCUUCUUAUGUCAAAUGGGCGGAGGCGGCUGGGGCCAGGGUUGUCCCCUAUUAGGAUAAACGAGCCCGACGGAUACUAUGAGGAACUCUUCCGGCGAAUCAACGGUGUCUUGCUUCCUGGAGGCAGUAUUGACAUCAUUACGUCAUACCACGCCAAAGCUGCCAAGAAACUCUACCAGAUGGCAUUGAAAGCUAACGACCAAGGAGAUUACUUCCCUAUAUGGGGAACAUGUCAAGGGCUACAACUCCUGUCUGCACUGACUGCAGGCCAGAACCUACUGGCUGACAGACCCUUCAGUGGCGUUAACCCUCUGGACUUCAAACCUGAUUUCCGGGAUAGUAAACUGUUCCGAAACCUCCCAGAGAACGUGUACACCGCAUUAGCCAAUGAAAAGGUUACUUCAAAUCUACACAUGUACGGACUGACACCACAGAACUUCAGUGGAAACAGUCUGUUGAGGAAGUUUUAUCGCGUCAUGUCGACAAACCUAGACAAAUACGGAAACGUGUAUAUAUCGACCAUGGAGGCCGUCCGUUACCCGUUUUACGGGGUACAAUUCCAUCCCGAGAAGAAUGUAUAUAACUGGGAUCUUCACUUCACAAACAACCAUGACGCCGACGCAAUACAAGUAGCUCAUUAUUUCUCCGACUUCUUUCUUGUUGAAGCGCGAAAGAGCAGACAUUUCUUCCCGACAGUUGAUGAAGAAAUCGGUGCCCUGAUAGACAAUUACGAACCUGUGUUUUCCAAGAAUAGUGCUUUUACAGACAUUUACUAUUUUAAGUUCAGAAGCUAAAAUGACGGAUGCCAAUUUCCUUUACAAUUAUUGUGCUGUGAUAUUUUAUCAUUGUACAUCAGUUCUUAAUCAGGUAACUUUAAUUUGUGUUAAAAAGAUAGAAAUAAAUUAAGUUAAUAACAGGAA
Molecule: messenger RNA, 1193 nt
Organism: Pecten maximus
Lineage: Eukaryota; Metazoa; Mollusca; Bivalvia; Pectinida; Pectinidae
Product: gamma-glutamyl hydrolase-like
Exons: 10
Coding region: 282-1067 (261 amino acids)
Biological process (GO): tetrahydrofolylpolyglutamate metabolic process
Cellular component (GO): vacuole
Molecular function (GO): gamma-glutamyl-peptidase activity
Source: RefSeq, a predicted model, not a curated record